Molecule: messenger RNA, 1710 nt
Organism: Planococcus citri (citrus mealybug)
Lineage: Eukaryota; Metazoa; Arthropoda; Insecta; Hemiptera; Pseudococcidae
Product: speckle-type POZ protein B-like
Exons: 2
Coding region: 316-1428 (370 amino acids)
Biological process (GO): protein ubiquitination
Molecular function (GO): protein binding
Source: RefSeq, a predicted model, not a curated record
UGUUACAUGUCCUAUUGUCCUAUCAAAUUAUCAGUAGCUAUCAAGCGUGCUACGAAAUACGGAGAAAUAAUAUGAAUGCGUAGUUUUGUUUUACUUCAAAAUUUUGUGUAAACGUUUGGUCAGUAGUACUUAUUCGGCUAUCGUUGUUUGGAACUGAAAUUUGGAACGUUCGACAUAUCAUCUAUCGAGUUCCAGGUUACUGAUUGAUGCAAAAAAAGCUAGCAUAUUCAAAACGAAUAACUCCAUCGUUCAUCGAGUCAGUAUUUCUAUGAAUUCAAAUUUGUCAGUUUCUUGCGAUCGGUUUAAUAAUUCAGUAUGUCAUCGAAUCAUUGUGGCGCAGAUUGCGCCUUGGCCGAAAAAAGCUGCAACACUCAAGUGCAGGUCCAUGAAGUGAGUUAUGUUUGGACGAUUCAUAAUUUCGAUUUUCUCGAAGCAGCAGGAAGUGUUGUUUGUUCACCGACAUUCUCAGCUGACUCAAAUAAGGAUGUUAUUUGGGAGCUGAGACUUUAUCCGAAUGGUGAGACAGACGCGAAUGAUGCGGUUUCUCUUUACUUGACCUGUCGGAGUCAUGUAUUUGAAAAGAUGUACGUAAAAUACUGUUUUUACGUAGUAGAUUCUGAACAAAAUAAAAGGUCCAGGUAUGGGAAGGGAACAAUAAACGAAUUUAAUUGUGCAAAAGGAAAGCAUCUCAAGCGGACUUCAACUGGUUCUAAUAGUCGGGGUUACAAAGAAUUCAUGAAGAAAAGCGGCGAUGCAUGGGAUGCAUGGUGGAGCAACUUGCUAGUCGAUAAUAAAUUGACAGUGAUGUGCGAAGUUCAUUUUUCCAGCGUAUGCGAUUCUAUCGAUAGGACCAUCCAUCAGUGCGAUAAGACGUCUCUAUAUCCAAAUGCUGCUCGUUUCGAUAUUUUUGAUAACUUUAAAAAGUUAUUGGAAGAUGACGAUCGGUUCGCUGAUGUAGUGCUUAUAGUCGGUAGUCGAGAGUAUCGAGCCCAUCGGAAUAUUUUAGCAUCUCGCAGUCCAGUGUUAGCUGCCCGACUUCAUCACGAGUUGGAAGAAAAUGGACAAAAUCGAAUCAAUAUCAAAGAUAUGAACGCAGAAAUCAUGGACGAGUUUUUGAGAUAUAUUUAUACGGGUAGAUGCGAAAAUUUGGAGAACGUUGCAGAAAGUUUGUUGGCAGCUGCUGAUAAAUAUCAGCUGAGUGGAUUGAAAAUGAUAUGUGCGGAGAAAGUGUAUAAGACCUUGUCGGUAGAGAACGCAACAAAAAUGCUGAUGUUGGCAGAUAAUCAUGGUAUAAGCGAAUUGAAAAAUGAAGUGAUUAAGUUUAUCAUUUCUAAACCUGUUGAAGUGUUGAAUACAGUAGGUUGGAGAAAUAUUCAAUCCGAUUUCCGAUUAGUCAGCGAUGUGUGCUUAGCUUUAGCCCAACGAUGACCGUCAAACGACUGACUGAAUUUGUAGGUACCUCCUUAAUUAUCGACUGUUACUUAUAUUUUUUUGAGUCGUAAGACAACAAGUGCAUAUUGAUCCAAUGCGAAGAAGUUUCGUUCUUUUUUUGUUUCUAUCUUUUUAAAAUUUCGUUUGUAUCAUUUAUUAUGCAUACUUACUUAGUAAUUUUUAUAAUUUUUAUUUUCGAUUUCGUUUAUUGCUCAUUAUCUCUAAUUUACCUACCUAUUGGCUCUAUUUUUUGUACUCGCAUACUUAUGUAAUACAUAA